CGGCCCAAUUAGAAGGUUUGGAUAUGGACGACGACGAAGAAGAUGACGCCAAGAGCAUGGCCACUACCGAAACUCAAAAUCAUCAAUAUUUGGCCAAGUCCCAAUACUUGGCAUCGGAAGAAACCUUCGAACGCAAUUCCAAAUUGGCCGUGAAGAAGGAUAUGCUCGAAAGUGAAUGGUCCACCUACAAUCCCAAUGCCAGAGCAGCAGCAGCAGCAACGAAUGUGGCAAGUACAACAAACAGUAGUAGUAGUAGUACUAGUGAGAGUACAGAAUUUGAAGCGGGCAGCAGUAGCACUACAACUACUUCUACUACUUUCACCAAUUCUCAAAGAAGUUUGGUAUGA
Cylindrotheca closterium is the source of this 347-nucleotide messenger RNA. Lineage: Eukaryota; Bacillariophyta; Bacillariophyceae; Bacillariales; Bacillariaceae. The record is from the annotation of a GenBank genome assembly.